AUGCCUUCGCCUCUCCCGUGGCGCCCUCACCUGCUGGGCGACCUGUCCCCAUCGUGGGACUCGCGGCCCUGCAGCAGCCCCUGCGAGCUCCCGGGGCCGGCAGGGAGGCUUUUCCCUGGGGCCACCCCGCCCCGGGCCCCGCGCCUUCCGCGCCGGCUGGCCUGGUGCUCCAUCGACUGGGAGCAGGUGCGCCUGCUGCGGAGGCUGGGAGCCGGGGGCUUCGGCUCCGUGUACAAGGCCACCUACCACGGCGUGCCCGUGGCCAUCAAGCAGGUGAGCAAGUGCACCAAGAACCCGCUGGCCUCCCGGCGCAGCUUCUGGGCCGAGCUCAACAUCGCCCGGCUCCGCCACGCCAACAUCGUGCGCGUGGUGGCGGCCAGCGCGCGGGCGCCCCCCGGCUUCGACAGCCUGGGGACCAUCAUCAUGGAGUUCGGGGGCGACGUCACCCUGCACCAGGUCAUCUAUGGCGCCGCCGGCUGCCCCGAGGACCACGAGCCUCCCUGCGGCGCCGGGGAGCGGCUGGAUUUGGAAAAGUGUCUCAAGUACUCCCUGGAGGUGGUCAGCGGCCUGCAUUUCCUGCACUCACAGGGCAUCGUGCACUUGGACCUCAAGCCGGCGAACAUUCUGAUCAGCGAGCAGGACGUCUGCAAAAUCGGUGACUUUGGUUGCUCCGCGAGGCUGGAAGACGUGCUGUGCUUGCGGACCCCUCACCACCUGGGCGGCACCUACACCCACCGGGCCCCGGAGCUCCUGAAAGGUGAGCCCGUCACGCCCAGGGCGGACAUCUAUGCCUUCGCCAUCACGCUCUGGCAGAUGACCACGCGGGAGGCGCCCUACUCCGGGGAGCCUCAGCACGUGCUCUACGCCGUGGUGGCCUACGACCUCCGGCCCGCCCUCUCGGCGGCUGUCUUCACCGCCUCCGCCCCGGGCAGGAAGCUGGAGAGCCUCAUCCGUUGCUGCUGGAGGGCCCGGGCUUCGCAGCGGCCAAGUGCAGAACUCCUCCUGGUGGACCUUCGCGCUUUCAAAGCUGAGCUGGGCUGA
Hippopotamus amphibius kiboko is the source of this 1041-nucleotide messenger RNA. It is a transcript of the gene MOS, whose product is annotated as MOS proto-oncogene, serine/threonine kinase. NCBI's taxonomy places the organism in Eukaryota, Metazoa, Chordata, Mammalia, Artiodactyla, Hippopotamidae. Gene Ontology annotation, molecular function: protein kinase activity; ATP binding. The transcript has a single exon. The record is from RefSeq and is a predicted model, not a curated record. Bases 1 to 1041 code for a protein of 346 amino acids. Gene Ontology annotation, biological process: protein phosphorylation.